Messenger RNA from Egretta garzetta (little egret), 1536 nucleotides. RefSeq names its product ectonucleoside triphosphate diphosphohydrolase 3 (gene ENTPD3). Gene Ontology annotation, molecular function: UDP phosphatase activity; GDP phosphatase activity. The record is from RefSeq and is a predicted model, not a curated record. Bases 1 to 1536 code for a protein of 511 amino acids. The transcript is spliced from 9 exons. Gene Ontology annotation, biological process: nucleoside diphosphate catabolic process. Gene Ontology annotation, cellular component: plasma membrane. Lineage: Eukaryota; Metazoa; Chordata; Aves; Pelecaniformes; Ardeidae.
AUGCUCACCAGAACCCCAAGUGUUGUUGCCCAAGUGUUCCUCCUCCUAAGCAUAGUUCUUGUCAUUGCUAUUGCAGUGAUUCAGAUAAAUCAGCAACACAUCCUCUCCCCAGGGCUUAAGUAUGGAAUAGUCCUUGAUGCUGGCUCCUCUCGUACUACAGUCUAUGUCUACGAAUGGCCAGCAGAAAAAGAAAAUGACACUGGAAUAGUAAGCCAAACCUUCAAGUGCGAUGUGAAAGGCCCUGGUAUAUCCAGCUAUGAGAGUAACCCUGGAGCUCUUGCCAAACCCUUUGAUGACUGCCUGAAUAAAGUCAAGGAGAGAAUACCAGUUCAUCUGCAUAAAAACACUUCUGUUUAUCUGGGGGCUACAGCUGGCAUGAGACUACUGAGGUUGCAAAAUGAAACGGCAGCCAAUGAAGUCCUUACAAGCAUUCAAAACUACUUCAGAGCACAACCUUUUGAAUUUAGGGGUGCGCAAAUCAUAACUGGGCCAGAGGAAGGGGUGUAUGGAUGGAUAACAGCCAACUAUUUAAUGGGCAAUUUCUUAGAGAGAAACCUUUGGAGGACAUGGGUCCGUCCUUACAGAAAAGAGACUAUGGGUGCACUGGAUCUUGGAGGAGCUUCCACUCAAAUAUCAUUUAUCCCAGACGACUCUCAAGAGAACGCUAAUAGCACCUUGCAAGUGAAGUUGUAUGGUUAUAACUACAAUGUCUACACUCACAGCUUCCAGUGCUAUGGGAGAGACGAAGCUGAGAAAAGGCUUCUAGCAUUGCUGCUCCAGAAAUCAAACACCAGUUCCAAUGUGGAUAAUCCGUGUUACCCUCAGAAUUAUAAUACUGCAUUAACGAUGAAGUACUUCUCUGGCAGCCUUUGUACACAGUCUCUGAGACCGGCAAAUUACCACCCAAACCAACUCGUGAACUUCCAUGGAACAGGAGACCCAGGUCUGUGCCAGGAGAUGGUUUCUCUGUUGUUUAACUUCACUGCUUGCAGAGACAGAGAAGACUGUCCAUUUAAUGGAAUAUAUCAGCCAAAAGUUAAAGGGAAUUUUGUGGCUUUCUCGGGAUUCUACUAUACAAUUAAUGCUUUGAAUUUAUCUGGGCACUUUUCCCUAGCUGACUUCAAUUCAAGUAUGUGGGUUUUCUGUUCACAGAGCUGGGCACAGCUCCAGUUUAUGCUGCCUAAAUUUGAAGAAAUAUAUGCUAGAUCCUACUGUUUUUCAGCCCAUUUCAUUUAUUACUUGCUUGUACAUGGUUACAACUUUGAUGCAGAAACUUGGCCACAGAUACAUUUUCAAAAGGAGGUUGGUAACAGCAGUAUAGCAUGGUCACUCGGGUACAUGUUAAGCCUCACGAACAUGAUUCCAGCAGAAGGCAAGCUGAUCCAAUUACCUCUGAAACCUUCUUUGUUUGCUGGGCUCCUCGUCUUCCUCACAGCUACGGCACUGUUGUGUCUUCUCUUCCUUGUUUACUUGUGUAUUGUAUCACGCAAUCGGAAGAACAUCAAUUGUGUUGAACAUGUAUUUAUUCCAGAAUGA